UGAAUUCACGCAGUCGAUGCCAGCAGCUCCUCAGGACUGAGAGGACGUUAAAGUGGAAGCGAAGACUGGUGCAGCUGCAUUGAAACCAGCGGAUCAGGAGUUAGAGGCUGCUCGGAGGGAAAUCUGUUUCACAUCAGUGGAUCUAUCAUGACUGCGAGGAUCCAGGGGGCAGCUGUCCGGGACAAAGUAGCGCCGGAGAGCCGAGCAACAGAGAAAAUGGUGAAGGUCAGGAGAGCUGUGUGGCUGGUACUGGGCAUGCUCAGUCUGUCCAUGCUGCUGGUGGUGCUGGGAAUCUACGCGACUACUCGGACUGAAAGCCUGAAUGUGACCGGCUACGCCUCUGGAGUUAUUCUAACGCUUGGAUCUUUCCUGGGACUUCUUGGACUCCGUCUGGAAGAGAACCGCAAGCAGCUGCUGAUGGCUGCCAUUGUAUUCCUCAGCUUCGGGAUCAUCACCUCUUUUCUGUGCCUGGUGAUCGAUGGUGUCUGUAUUGUCUUAAACAUGGACAUCCGUCCACUGAAAGAGGAGCGAUGUCAGUAUUACAGCAGCGGCAGCAGCUACAUCUAUGAGAAUUUCUACACGUCUGUGUCGUGUUGGAGCCCGAAGGAGUCCUGCACCAUGACGGUACGAAGUGGGACCUGUUACUGCUGCGACCUCUACGACUGUGCCAAUGGAGGAUACCUCAGCAACUACUAUGAGUUUGUUGGAGUACAAAGCUGUGAGGAAGUCUUUGUUCUGUACGUGUUAAUUUGGAUCCUCGCCAGCCUCAACCUUGUGGCAUUCUUCGCAGGGAUACUGACCACAGCGGUGCUGGGCAGCAUCAAAGACUCGCAGAGGUGUAGCAGCCCUGUGGCCGAUCUGUCUCAGAGCUCAGCAUCUUCCCCUACAGCUCCACUGCUGAUGGACGCCAACACUCACACAGAACAGCAGCUCCACCCAGGAGCAUCUGUGUUUUUCCCUCCAGCAGAGAAGACAGCUGCCACACAGAGUUUUCCUUCCUCACUGACUCCCCACAUGGAGACCAACCCGCCUCCCUUCGUCCCGCUGACCAGCCUGCUGCCUUACAGAGUCCACGGCCUCCCAGUCUGAGCCCCACCAGCGCUGACCAGCAGCUUUGUACGAGAAAGAGAUCUAAAAUACUAAGAACAGAAAGGGAUGUGUAAUUAUUCUUCUUGUUGUUUUUAACGUUGUUGGGAGGGAGGAAAGACAAUAUAACUAAAAGACAGAUGUGCCGAUCUGAAUAUUAUACAGAAAUAUAAGUCUCUUAAAAUCCAACCGUGGACGUGGUGAUGUUUCAUGGAAAAUGUUUCUUGCUGCUUUUGAUUAAAUGCAAAGAUUUUAACAUUUGACUGUACUUCACUUAAAAACAUGAAUGUCUUAAAAUGUAAAAUGUCUGUAAAUGAAAUGUUUUGUGUUGUAAAUGCUUUUCAUGACUUCAUGUGCAUAGGAGGGCAAAUAGACUGUAACCCAAACUUCCACAAACAUCAGUAAAACCACAUAUAAAUUAAAAUUUCAUAUGGUAAAAAAAUCAGAAUGUAGCCUGUCACUCUCACGUAAGUGUUUGUUAUAAGUAUUAGGUUUCUGUGUGGUGUCACAGGCUGUGUUAAAGUUUGAUUUAAGUCCUAUGAAGCCCCACAAACAUGAUUUACAUAUAUGUAAUGUUUAUGUCACUAACAAUAGUUUCAAAGAUUAUAUUUUGCUGUACUUUACGUUGAACUUUCCAUAAUGUGUCAGGUUAAAGUCUACACCAACAGUAAUCCAGCUGUCGUCGUAGACAGCAGAAUCAAACUAGUGACUCUGAUGGUUUACUCAACAAAAUAAACCACCACUAAACUGGAAUAAGAACGCUGAAUAAAAUGUGACAUGUCUUUUUAUACGAUGAAUGAAAUCAAUGAAAUAAAUGAUUGAUUAAAACUGAAA
Messenger RNA from Amphiprion ocellaris (clown anemonefish), 1920 nucleotides. Its product is annotated as transmembrane protein 255B. The coding region runs from base 148 to 1089 and encodes 313 amino acids. The record is from RefSeq and is a predicted model, not a curated record. Lineage: Eukaryota; Metazoa; Chordata; Actinopteri; Pomacentridae. The transcript has 9 exons.